AAAAUACAUCACAACAGAAGGACGAAAAUGUCGGAGACGGAAAACGGCCAAAAACUCGCGAUAAAUGCGCUAAACAAACAAAAACGCCAGCGGAAACGGUCCGAAAUCCAAUCUGAAUCAAAGGGGAAGUGGGACUUAGCCUCAGAGACAGAUGUUGCUUUUCCACCACGGACGGGAAAAUAGUAGAAAACAUGGCCCAGAGCCAGCGGUUAUUGAUGAUCCGUGGAGGCGAAAUCACCGUUAAGCAACUGGCGAACUAAAACCAAAAGAAAUAUUAAACAAAUUAUGAACAGCAGUGCGAUUGUGGGGCAAUAAAAUUGGCCAUAAAGAACACACAGUUGAUACCGUGCCCAGUGAUAAAAGAAGGAAAAACUAUUAUUUGACAAACUGUCAGCGGAGUCAGUGAAAAGUGAAAUAGUGAACGUUUGCAGAAAAAAAUCCGAGGAGUGGAACAUUUCCCAGACUCCACACAUUGCGUAUACGCCGCGUUGCCAGAACCGUAGCUCUCGAGAAGGUGUUAAAUGCGUUCGCAUAUCGCUGCCGGAGCCCUGGCUCCCCCCACCACAGCCCCCCUUGGAUCCGCCGGUGUAAGCCAGUGAAAGCCAGCGAAAGUGCCGAGCAGUGCAUUAUUUCCGCGCAACCGAACAUUUUCGCGCUCGCACCCCGGCGCGAGGGGAUGCGCUCCUGGAAAACUCGCAGUCGAUCCGAAAUGCAAGCACUCGAAACGAGAACGCGGUCCCAGCCGGGAGCCCAACUAACGCAGCUCCUGCUUGGUGGCAUCCUCUGCCUGACAAUCGCAUCGCUCACACAGACGUCGGCAGAGGCGGCCAGAGGAGGAGGAGGAGGAGGAGGAGAGGCAUCUGGAACGGCAGCGUCAUCGGCAGCAUCCACGGCCAUCAGUUCCGAUGAGAACGGCGACCCAUCAUCGGCGACCGCAUUCGCCAGUCUGGCUCAAGUGUCCUCGCUCCUGCCGGAGGCAUCCGCCUUUUCGGCGACGGCGGGCCUCGUGGAGCCGUAUCUGGAUGGCUAUGCCACCUCGAAUGUGACCACUCAGAUCGGGACACACGCGUAUCUGCCCUGUCGGGUCAAGCAGCUGGGCAACAAAUCGGUGUCCUGGAUCCGACUGCGGGAUGGACACAUCUUGACCGUUGACAGAGCCGUCUUCAUUGCCGACCAGCGAUUCCUGGCUAUUAAGCAGCCGGAAAAGUACUGGACACUGCAGAUCAAGUACGUCCAGGCUCGCGACGCUGGAUCCUACGAGUGCCAGGUGUCCACGGAGCCAAAAGUCAGUGCGCGUGUCCAGCUGCAAGUUGUGGUUCCCCGCACAGAGAUCCUGGGCGAGCCGGACCGCUAUGUGAAGGCAGGCAGCAACGUGGUGCUCCGCUGCAUCGUCCGCGGCGCCCUGGAGCCGCCCACUUUCAUCAUGUGGUACCACGGCGCCGAGCAACUGGCGGCCGACUCCCGCCGCCAUCGCACGCAGCUGGAUCCUAACCUGCCGGAGGCCUCCGGCGAAGGCCAGAGCACGAUUGGCUCAUUAAUCAUCGAGUCGGCCAAGAAGCGCGAUACUGGCAAUUACACAUGUAGCCCGUCGAAUAGCCCCAGUGCGACCGUAACGCUGAACAUAAUAAAUGGCGAAUCAUCGGCCUCGGCGGUCACCUCGUCGGCAGCCACCACCCGGGCCUAUGCCCUCAGCAUCCUGGCCCUCCUAUUCGGCGUCAUCAUCAUCGGAGUGGGCCAUCGCACAUGACAUGUCACGGCUCCCAAGCCGAACUGAAGGCCAGGACAGCAGCAGCUACUACUCGGUAGUGAGGAGAAGAUGGGGAACCCACAACUCUGCCAACGGAUAAAGUAUAAAACCAAAUAAAUUUGAUAGACACCCACACACACAUAGCGGAAGAGGAGGCGAAAUGGAGUAAACGUAAUAAUCGAGUGCAUGUUGUAAGCUAGUUGAUUUUAUCCACUAACUAAUAACCAAUACGUAUAGAGGAUAAGUCCAUAAUCCCCGGAUUACCGCUGGCAGUUUCGAGACCCAAGACCAGAGACCCUAACCCCCGAACCUUGAACCCUGCACCCCUAAACCCUGGCCCCUAACCCCAGCUAAUUGUAAGUUCUACCGGCUCUAAGCAAACUAGCUUGUAAGCCCCUAGUCUUAGGCAGACUCCUACUAACUGAUUUCUGUUGUGCCGUUCUUGUUUUGGUUUUUCGGUUGAGGUUCGUUUUCGGUUUCGGGGAGCUUUGUUUUGUGGCAAAUACCGAGAAAGUUUGCAUAAAUGCAUAACCGUAAAUAUUUAUGCAGUCCGAUGUGAAAUUGCAUCGAUAUCCUGAACCCAUUCGGGCCGCAUGAGUGAGUCGGGGAGUGUGGCGGGGCGCAGGAGGAGCAAUUGCCAUCAAACGAACGCAUUUUUGAAAAACAGAAAAAAAAAAACCAAAUCAACUCGAAUGCAUUUGCAUGGCAAUUGGAGUCUGGAACAACAUUUGCCGUCUCCUUCCUAUGUGAACUUUUCAAUUAGGCAAAUCUCUGGCACUCCUCGCACUCCUCUUGCUCUACGGAUGCCCAGGCAGUUGUUGAAUAUUUAUUAUUUGUAGCAAAUACUACUAGAGUUCGUUUCGAGAUAGAACUUUCCUCUCUUCAAAUUGUAUACCCAGGAAUAGGCCGUCCCAAGGAUCAGAGGAGUCUAUAUGCUUUUCGAGGAGUUUAUUUAACAUUAUCCAUCUAUUACACACGGCACCACGCCCACAACCACAACUAUGAACUGUCCGAUAUGUGUGGGACAACGUAAACAUUUGCAUAGCCAAUUUAUGGAACUCUAUUUUAUGUGCUCUUAUCUCACGAACAAGCUCGAAACAUGCGGGAAAAAGCAAAGUGCAUAAAAUAAAUAAUUGCAUGGGGUGGAAAAAAUUAUAGCAAAUACAUAGGCAUUGAUCGAAAUGGACAGCCGACACAGAAUGUAACAGAAAACAAUGCGAAACAAAAAGCAAAAACAAUUUAAUUGAUAACGAAAGUAAAUUUAUUGUGUGAAGCGGCGGACUGACUCGCGAACUGUAUAUAACUCUAUUGCGAAACUGUUCGACAAAAUUGUAAAUUAAUUGAAUAUACAAAUAAUAUAAAUGGCAGAUCCCAAGCAGAGAAGUAUUCCAAACACUAAUGAAUUGCAUUUAAACGAUACAAAUAAAUAAAUAUAUAUAAAUGAAUAAAUAAAUAAAUAAAUACACAACAGACAAGGAAAACAAAGGCAGUCAAAGAAACAAGUGAAAUGAAAUCAAACGGACAAAAUGUAAACAUCGUGUGCGGCCCGAACCCGCAGGCCCGGCUCGUAUUUAUUUAUCCACUUAACGUCCUUUUUAAUUACACACACUCACACAUGUACACACACAUCCUGCAGCUCCGGCAAAUCCCAUAAAAAUCGUCUGAAAUUAAUUAAAGUUGUCUCUGCUCUCGGUCUCUGGCUUUGCGUGGAAAUGGAGGCUGCUGCAGCGUCAACUUAAUUGCAAUUAGGUGCAUGCCACGCACAGGCACUCGCUCCCCCACUCCGACUGAAACAAUGCCAUCAAAGCGGCAUUAAUUAUGUGCGAUUGUCCCAAGGUGGCCGCCAUCUGUCACACCCCGCGUAUACUUGAUGUGUUCGCGCCUUUCGGCGUUUAACGAAUUGAUCCCUGAGCCCCUGAAGCCCGAGCUAACCGCAAGCAGCUGUGAGGUGAGCAAACACACACUUUGCCACUGGGCGAGACGGAGAGCCGCGGAAAUAAAUAUCUGCGGUCAAUAUUCGAGGCGGUGGGUUUAUUUAACCGGGGAUUCCUUCCACGGCUGUGGACAAUUAACACAUUCCCGCUUGCAUGCAUCAAAUGCUUGCGGUCUGCGGCUAACCGCCUUUGAAUCACCCAACCUCACCCCUCUCCCCCACUUCAUGCGCAUUAAAACUUAACUUUUAGCCUUUAAUUUUCCCGCCAAAAAGCCACCCAACGACCAGUUGGACACCACACACACACGAAACAUACCAUAAAACUGAAUGUUGAACAAUGAAAGUUUGUUAGAUUUAAGCGGUAUAUAUAUGACCACAGAAAGUACUAUAAAAAUCAAAAUCAAAAUACAUUUCUAAGCUCUUAAGUGUUUUUCAUCAGCUCGAUUAACGUAUAGCUCGGCAUACAUACGUGUAAUUUUCCACACCCCCCAACUAAUUGUAAAUAAAAAAUCGCAGAAGCCCCCUCCAAGUCGGGGAAUACAUUUUAAAGACAGUGUACUCAUGAUAUAGCAAAGUUUACUGUUAAGUACCGACUAAUAACGAACGAGAAUACUUACACAUACAUAUGUAAACGAAACUAAGAACUAUGUGAACUUUAAC
Drosophila kikkawai is the source of this 4340-nucleotide messenger RNA. It is a transcript of the gene dpr11, whose product is annotated as defective proboscis extension response 11. Gene Ontology annotation, cellular component: neuron projection membrane. The record is from RefSeq and is a predicted model, not a curated record. NCBI's taxonomy places the organism in Eukaryota, Metazoa, Arthropoda, Insecta, Diptera, Drosophilidae. Gene Ontology annotation, biological process: synapse organization.